Messenger RNA from Patella vulgata (common limpet), 1633 nucleotides. Its product is annotated as translin. The transcript has 6 exons. The coding region runs from base 144 to 824 and encodes 226 amino acids. NCBI's taxonomy places the organism in Eukaryota, Metazoa, Mollusca, Gastropoda, Patellidae. Gene Ontology annotation, cellular component: cytoplasm; nucleus. Gene Ontology annotation, biological process: RNA metabolic process. The record is from RefSeq and is a predicted model, not a curated record. Gene Ontology annotation, molecular function: RNA binding; single-stranded DNA binding; sequence-specific DNA binding.
UUUACUCUCAGCACAGGGUGUUUAAACAGUCAUCAUUAUCCUAGGUCACUUGUUUAUGUGGGGUUAAAAACUCAACCCUUUUUACCUGGGCCAUUAUUAAGGUGCUAUUACUGUCUACCAACAGCUCAUGGUAAUAUAAUCUGAUGUCCAUAGCUUACAAUAUGACCGAGUGUAACUGUGAGUCAAAUCUGAAGACUGAAUAUUUUGUCGGGCCAAAGGAUAUAAGAUUUGCAGUAAGAGAUAUUGAACAGACAACAAGAGAAAUACAGAAAGUAUUACAAGCUAUACAUCAACCACAAGGUUUAAAUAAAAUUCCUCUUGCGUGUGAAAAUUCUCGAAAACUUUUUAAAGAUGUUCAAGAUCAAAUAAAAAUCCUAUCUGAUAAAAUUCCAGCCAAUCAAUAUUACAAAUACCACGAUCACUGGAAGUUUGCUAUACAGAGAUUGGCGUUUUUAGCAGCACUUGUUAUAUUUUUGGAAACAGAACAGUUAAUAGACAGACAGACAGCAGCUGAUAUUAUAGGAGUGAAAGUAGCAAAAGAAGAUGGCUUCCAUGUUGAUUUAGAUGAUUAUUUAAUGGGUCUACUUCAACUAGCAAGUGAAUUGUCUCGUUUGGCAGUGAAUGCUGUAAUCGCUGGUGAUUAUGCCAGACCACUACAAAUAUCUUCAUUCCUGGGAGAACUUGAAUCCGGAUUCAGACUGCUGAAUCUUAAAAACGAUGCCUUGAGAAAAAGAUUUGAUGCUUUAAAAUAUGAUGUAAAGAAAGUAGAAGAAGUUGUGUAUGAUUUAUCUAUCAGAGGUCUCAAACCUUCAACAGAAACAUAAAUAAAAUCUAAUUAAUCAACAAUUGUAUCACCCUGCCGUAUUUUAUGCAGACAUUUUUUUCUAAUGGAUAUUGAAUGAUUAUGUCACUGUGGGUUUUUUAAUCCCUUGCAAACUAGAAUCCUAUAAAAAAUUGAAUCUCUAAAGGGAUAUCAGUCCUAAAAAUGGUUCAGUUACUUUCAGUAUUUACAAAGAUAUAAACAAACCAGCACCACCUUUAAAUGUGGGAUAAAAUACUUUGAUGGGCCUCUUUUUAAUCUGAUUGAAUCCAAUUCAGAGGAUAAUCUGCUGUUGGUAUUUGUGUUUUGUUUUCUUAUUUAUAUGGUAAAUAAUCAAUUUGAGUAUAUUUUAGCUUGGAUUAAGCUGUGAAAUAUUAGAUAUUAUCCAGAAAAAUGUUGAUCAGGAUAGACAUCUGUAAGCACUAAUGUGCCAUUACUGUACGUUAUAUUUGAUUAGUGGUCCAAUCACAAGGUAUUUAGAAAUAUGUAUUACGGUACUGAAACAAUGUGAAAUACUUUAGGUCUGUUAAAACAGGAUUAAUAAUAGAUAUCUUUAAAACAUAAUAGAAACAUUAAUAUCAGCCAUAUUUCAUUGUAUAAAAUAACAUAAGUUACAUAUCAUCAAUCAUAGACUUCUUUUAUUUUGUUACAAUAGAGCAAACUUGUAUAUUUAUAUGAUUGUAAAGCCCAGUAUUCAACUAAUAAGUAGGACAUUGGUUACUUCAUGCAUCAUGUCUACAAUGCUUGCAAUAUAGGACCACAUACAGUCAGCCGUGCUACAGCAUAAAACAAAUAAAUUCAUUUACAAAACUA